AUGAAAAAUUGCUACGAUGUGUUAGGUUGUUCAUCGGUAGCUUCGUACAGCGAACUAAAGAAAGCUUAUUUCUGUAAGCUGCGUACAAAUCAUCCAGAUAAAGGUGGUUCUAACUCGGCGUUAUUUCUGGUGACGAAAGCUUGGUCUAUCUUGAAAAACGAGAAUACACGUCGGGACUACAAUACUUGGUUGAGAGAACAGUUACUACGCGAAGGACAGGGUAUUGUUGGGCAGCAAAUCGUCAUCGAUAGUACUGUUGAGCGGAUUGAAGAGUUUUGCAGUUGCGGUGGUGAAUUUAUUCUUGAGAAAACAGAUAUUGAUCGUAUUAUUAAUUCCGCAUAUUUUGAAUGUUCAAAUUGUUCGUUAUGUCUGGAAAAUUUAUCAUUUCUGAACAUUGCGAUCCGUAUUGCUAAUAAAAAAGCCAAAAUGAUCCUUGGUCACGAAAAGGCUGGGAACAACUACUGUGAAGGGAUGAUUCAGUCAGUCACGGUUCUUAAUGAUGCAAUAUUUCCUCGGCAUAAAGAAGAGGAGAAGGAUGACUUUUACAACCAUUUCUGCAUGAGCAAAGGUAGUUCAGAAGUAAAGAUGAGAAUUGAUGAGCAUGAUGUAAUUCCUAGUAGCACAGUUGGAUGUGCUGUUUCCGUAAUCGCUCACCAGUAUCGGGCUGGAAGUACUGAUGAACAAACGGAACUUAUUGAGCUUUGGGAUAUUGGUGGUUCCACAAUUCAUCAGAAAGCAUCUGUUAUUUUCUUCGAAGGAGCCGCAGGUGCAAUAUUAGUACACGAUUUGAGCAAUAAGAAAAGUGAAUCAAACCUUUCCCAGUGGGUUGCAUUACUUCGUGGCGAUUCAUCGUUAUCUUCUAUAAUCUCACCAUUUACAUCUUCAUCUGGUCCACGAUUUUUGUUGAGCGAUAUUGAAAGUACACCGAUGCCGACGUUGAUUGUUGGUUGUAAAUCAGAUUUAGCACCUGAACGUGCUAAGCAGACAGCAUACGAUCGAAUCUCUUUAAAUUGUCGGCGUCCAAUUUCACCUGGCUCUACGAAUCGCAUUAUCCUAUCGAAAUUUUUUGAUACAGUUGUUGAACGUAAAAAAGUGCCUAUGGCUGGAGAUAAGCGGCGUAAGACCAUUAUCACUUAA
Loa loa (African eye worm) is the source of this 1137-nucleotide messenger RNA. RefSeq lists its product as hypothetical. Lineage: Eukaryota; Metazoa; Nematoda; Chromadorea; Rhabditida; Onchocercidae. The record is from RefSeq and is a predicted model, not a curated record. Gene Ontology annotation, biological process: positive regulation of ATP-dependent activity. The transcript is spliced from 7 exons. Bases 1 to 1137 code for a protein of 378 amino acids. Gene Ontology annotation, molecular function: ferrous iron binding; ATPase activator activity.